CCCCUUCUUCCUCCUCCUCCCCUCCCACCCCCCCCAUCUCUUCGCCAUCUCCGGAAACCAAAACCAAACUACCUGAAAAGUCUUCGCGAUGGACGCGGCCGAGCGGCGGAGGAGCAGCGUCUCUUCCUCGCCGGAGUUCGAGUUCUGGCCCGUCCACGCCAACCCCGCCGCGUCCCCAUCCUGCGCCGACGAGCUCUUCGCCGACGGCCUCAUCCUCCCUCUCCCGGUCCUCCCCCACAAGAUCGCCCGGCGGCAUGAUGAGGACAACUGCUGCGCCGCCCCGGAGGAUCCGGAUCGGGCGGAGGCGGCGUGCCCCGGGGCGUCCACCGUGGGUGCCGUACUACUGUCCGCCGCCAUCACAUCACCCGCGGCGCCACCCGGUGGCUCCAAGCGGUGGACGGACAUGUUCGCCAGGAAGCCCGCGGAGGACAAGGCGGAGAAGCGCAAGGACGGCGCCGCCCCACGGAAACCUCCCGCGCCGACUGGAGGCUCGGAGCUGAACAUAAACAUCUGGCCCUUCUCCAGGAGCCGCUCUGCCGGUGGGGGCGGGUCAUCGAAUUCCAAGCCUCGCGCUGCGCCGCGCAAGAUCAGCAGCGCGCCGUGCUCGCGCAGCAACUCGCGCGGAGACACAGUGGGCCGCGAGUCCGGGCCGUCGAUACAGCAUCCUCGCCGGUGGGCCGCGAGCCCGGGCCGCGCUGGCGGCGGCGUCCCGGUCGGAAGGUCCAGCCCGGUCUGGCAGAUCAAGCGCACAGCGCCGCCGAAGCCCUUCGCGGCAGAUCAACCCGCUGACAGACGGGCCCACCAGAAGGACAAGGGCAAGAAGACCAGCGUCGGUGGAGGCGGCGGCAUGCGGGGCAUCAACCUCAGCGUGAACUCCUGCAUCGGGUACCGGCACCAGGUGAGCUGCCGCCGGGCAGACGCAGGCGUCACAGGCGGCCGGAGCACCGGCGACGGCGGGCUGUUCGGCAUCAAGGGGUUCUUCUCCAAGAAGGUGCAUUGAGCGUGCCUUCCGCUAUCUUGGGCUCUCGUGACACAUGUAACUUUUUAUCUUCUUUUUUUACUACUGGUGCUUUUUUUAACCUUUUGGGUGGUGAAAUGGAUGGACGAUAGUAUGGUGUGCUUGUGAUGGUGUAAUUAGCCACUAAUAACUGGUUUUUGUAAAGGUUGAGUUGUGGUGAUUAUUGUGUAUACUAGUAUAGUUUAGCAAUAUGGUUAUAAAAUAUAAUCCGCGGUGUGUUAGUUUA
This is a messenger RNA of Brachypodium distachyon (stiff brome), 1244 nucleotides long. RefSeq lists its product as uncharacterized. The transcript has a single exon. NCBI's taxonomy places the organism in Eukaryota, Viridiplantae, Streptophyta, Magnoliopsida, Poales, Poaceae. Bases 89 to 1000 code for a protein of 303 amino acids. The record is from RefSeq and is a predicted model, not a curated record.